Entelurus aequoreus (snake pipefish) is the source of this 258-nucleotide messenger RNA. Its product is annotated as ciliary microtubule inner protein 1-like. Lineage: Eukaryota; Metazoa; Chordata; Actinopteri; Syngnathiformes; Syngnathidae. The record is from RefSeq and is a predicted model, not a curated record. The coding region runs from base 1 to 258 and encodes 85 amino acids. The transcript has 4 exons.
AUGGCAGAGGCACGGCGAGCAUCUCAACCCAUCAACUUUGUCCAUCAGGAUGAAAUCUGGAAAGCCCAUGUGAACGCAGAAAAGGACCUAGCAGAGGUGUGGCCUAACAAGUGGGGUUUCCUCAGUGACGUCUACAAGGAGUAUGAAAGGGACAGCCUCAACCUGAAGAAAGUAGCCACAAUGGAACCUACCAAACGACCUUUGACUCCCCCAGAAAAAGCCCCUCCCCUCCAGUGCCAAAGACUAGUCAGGCUGUGA